Enhydra lutris kenyoni (northern sea otter) is the source of this 3732-nucleotide messenger RNA. RefSeq names its product zinc finger protein 23. Gene Ontology annotation, biological process: negative regulation of transcription by RNA polymerase II. Gene Ontology annotation, molecular function: RNA polymerase II cis-regulatory region sequence-specific DNA binding; DNA-binding transcription repressor activity, RNA polymerase II-specific. The record is from RefSeq and is a predicted model, not a curated record. The coding region runs from base 1128 to 3260 and encodes 710 amino acids. NCBI's taxonomy places the organism in Eukaryota, Metazoa, Chordata, Mammalia, Carnivora, Mustelidae. The transcript is spliced from 5 exons.
GCGGUCGGCGGGGGCGGUACCCUGGCCGGUAGCUGUGGGUUGGGUAGGGAUGCCCCUCCGACUCUUGGAGGAGUGGGUAGGGCGAUGGUCCGCGGUCCUCCUGCGUCCGUCCUAGAUUCCCACUUUGGACUUGGUGACCGAAUUGGAAGACGCGGCGUGGAUUACUGCCACAACACUCUGUUCCGGGAAGAUGCCACUGACCUUUCGGGAAGAUGUGUCGGAGCAGCCCCGGGGUGGAAUAUUUGCAGGGGUGAAGCAGGUUAUGAUAUCGCGAGUCUUGACAUGUUGAAGUCGUACAGGGGCUGUUACCUAUAUGCGUUUCAAGUAUGGACUCUAUGCCCCCUGACUCCUAACAUUGGGUCGUGAAUCAGGGUUCAGUGAGCACAAAAAAAGCAGAGCCCCUCCGGGUCACCGGGGAGUAGAAGCAGUCCGGCUUUUCGAGAUCAUCGUCUUCUGGAGCUGGCAGUUCCAAAAGGGAGCUGAGGCUCUGGCUUCUUCACUCUCAGAGGCUGGAGAACAUGAGGAGGCAGCCUGGGACCUUAAAGGUAAGCCUGGGCCAUGCGGGAGGCUGGCUUCCCAAGGUCUCUACAGAGAUAGUGGGGCUCUUGAGGACACUCAGCUGUGUGAGGGAGCAGGCGGAUUUUGGGGGGUGGGGGGAGUGGGCAGCUGUCUCCUUCAGCUCCCAGGGGCCUGACCCAGGUCUCUGUGCGGGGGCCGCAGCCCUCGCAGCGUGGCGUUUCUUGCAGUGUAAUCGAGGGUGUUGCUUGUUUAGAGAGAAACAAGUAAGUCCAAGAUCUUGGUAAUGUUCUAUUAAGCUGAAUUGUUGCUAUGUAGGUCUUUGUUUUAUUAUCCUUUAGGCUCUGAAUACACUUUUUGUCUGCCCUUGUGUGUGUGAUAUGUGUCAGAAUUGUGAAAUCCUGGGGUUCCUGACAGCAUCAGUGUCAUGGCUGGGAGGGGCCCCCCUUCUUCAUGUGGCAGCGCCUGCUGCACUCCUGUCUGGACAGUGGCUGCCUGUCCAGGGCAGCCCCUGUGAGGGGCUGUGUGGUUUCUUCUGGGACGGGGUUCACCUCACACUCUCUCUCUCUUUUUCCUCAGCUCCAGCCCUGCUCUGAGAGGGAAAGCGCGUGAUGGCAGCCAUGCCCUUGACCGCCUGGCCCCAGGUGAGCUGUGGCUCCUUCAGCUCUUCCUCCGAACAGUUUCAAACUGAAGAAAACCGAGAAGGGAAGCUGAAGUCGGUGACCUUCGAGGAUGUGGCUGUGUACUUCACCCAGACGGAAUGGGAUGGCCUGUCCCCUGCACAGAGGGCCCUGUACAGGGAUGUGAUGCUGGAGAAUUAUGGGAAUGUGGCCUCCCUGGGAUUUUCGCUUCUCAAACCUGCUGUGAUCUCACAACUGGAGGGAGCAGGUGAGCUGGGGCGCCCAUCUCCACUGGUGGCUGGAACAGAAAUAGGCCCCCAGGGCCUCUGGACUGUAGAAAUUGAUAUCCAGACUGACAAUAAUUUGACAAAGGAAGUGUAUGAAGAAAAACACAAUACAUCACUUGAACUUCAGAGGCACUUUUCCCAGGGGACAGACUUUUCAGAAGCCUGUAUUCUAGAGAAACAGCAGGAAGUCCAUUUGGUAGGAAGCAUGAAGAAAGAAAAUAGCGUCAUUGAUGGAACAGUGAAAGACGACACAAGCCCUGUGGAGGAGGGUUUGUUUAGUCAGAGUCCAAACUUGGGUCAGUGUCACGCCGUCAGCCCUGGAGAGCAGCCUCCUGAAUGUAUAGGAUUGGAGAGAGCCUCCAGCUUUGACACAAAACUUAUUCAGCAUGAAAUAAUUAAUUCUGGGGAAAGACCUUUUAAAUGCGAAGAAUUAGUGGAAGCCUUCAGGUGUAACUCUGAGCAUCAAGAUGGCCACACUGGGGAGAAGCCCUAUCAGUGUAAAGAGUGUGGCAAAGCCUUUAGCAUUAAUGCAAAAUUAAUUUGGCAUCAGAGACUUCAUAGUGGGGAGAAACCCUUCAAAUGUGUGGAGUGUGGGAAAAGCUUCAGUUACAGUUCCCAUUAUAUCACACAUCAGACAAUCCACAGUGGGGAGAAGCCCUAUCAGUGCAAGGUAUGUGGGAAAGCCUUCAGCGUGAAUGGGAGUCUAAGUCGGCAUCAGAGAAUCCAUACAGGAGAGAAGCCCUAUCAGUGCAAGGAAUGUGGAAGUGGCUUCACCUGUAGCUCUGCAUAUAUCACACACCAGAGGGUCCACACUGGAGAGAAGCCCUAUGAGUGCAAAGACUGUGGGAAAGCUUUCAAUGUGAAUGCAAAAUUAAUUCAACAUCAGAGGAUCCACACUGGAGAGAAACCUUACGAGUGUAAUGAGUGUGGGAAAGGCUUCAGGUGCAGCUCCCAGCUGCGGCAGCAUCAGAGCGUCCACACUGGGGAGAAGCCCUAUCAGUGUAAGGAGUGUGCAAAAGCCUUCAGUAAUAAUGCAAAACUCAUUCAGCAUCAAAGAAUCCACACAGGCGAGAAGCCCUAUGAGUGUACUGAAUGUGGAAAAGCCUUUAGUGUCAAAGGGAAGUUAAUCCAGCACCAGAGAAUUCACACAGGUGAGAAACCCUAUGGGUGUAACGAAUGUGGGAAAGCCUUCAGGUGUAACUCCCAGCUGCGGCAGCAUCUGAGAAUCCACACCGGGGAAAAGCCCUAUGAGUGCAGUGAGUGUGGAAAAGCCUUCAGCGUUAAUGCAAAACUAAUGCAGCAUCAGAGGAUUCAUACGGGGGAGAAACCCUUUGAGUGUAACGAGUGUGGGAAAUGCUUUACUUCUAAAAGAAACCUGCUCGAUCAUCACCGAAUCCAUACUGGAGAAAAGCCUUAUCAGUGUAAGGAGUGUGGGAAAGCCUUCAGUAUCAAUGCCAAACUAACGAGGCAUCAGAGAAUACACACUGGGGAGAAGCCUUUCAAAUGUAUGGAAUGUGAAAAAGCAUUUAGCUGUAGUUCUGACUAUAUUGUACAUCAGAGGAUCCAUACUGGAGAGAAACCCUUUCAGUGUAAGGAGUGUGGAAAGGCCUUCCACGUUAAUGCCCAUUUAAUUCGGCAUCAGAGAAGCCACACUGGGGAGAAACCAUUCAGAUGUGUGGAGUGUGGCAAAGGGUUCAGCUAUAGUUCUGACUGUAUUAUACAUCAGACUGUCCAUACUUGGAAGAAACCCUACGUGUGUAAUGUGUGUGGGAAAGCCUUCAGGUUUAGCUUCCAACUUGCUCAGCAUCGGAGUGUCCAUAGUGAAGGAAAAUCCUAAUGAGAAGGAUGUAGAAAACUCUCAAAGUUAAUGAAAUGGAUCAAGUAUCAGAAUCACUGUGGUGGAAAACCUUGAGGGAAAUGAAUAUGGCAUCUUCCCAUGGAAACACAUCUUUCCCCUCUUACUUUUAAAAUCAGGAAUGAUGACUGGUUAAAAAGUAACAACCAAAAAUAUAUAGCUUGUCUUACACCGACAACCAAUUAGAAAAUAUGAAAAGAUCCCAUUCCCAACAUCAUCAAGAAAAGUGGCUCUCCUAGGAAUAAACUUAAGUGUUAUACAGGAUUUAUAUGGAGAAAGAAAUCUCCACUGAGGGCCACAAAAGGAAAAAUAAAUGGGGAGAGAGGGAAACUUUGUUCUUGGAUAGGAAGACUCAUGAAGAUCCUCCCUCUACCUAAAUUUACUUCCCUUUCAUUUUGGACACCAAGCAUGUAUCCCUUUUGUAAAGAGGAUAAACAAUAAAGAUUUCCUUAGA